Messenger RNA from Prorocentrum cordatum, 539 nucleotides. Lineage: Eukaryota; Dinophyceae; Prorocentrales; Prorocentraceae. The record is from the annotation of a GenBank genome assembly.
GCCGCCGCCGCCGCCCCCGAGGCCGCGCCGCCCGCGGAGGCCCCGGGCCUCGCCGCGGCGCGGCAGGAGGGUGCGCUGUGCCUCCUGGACCCCGCCGACUUCACUGCCGGCUCCCGCGGAGGCGGCCUGGCGGAGGACGAGUCCGACGACGAGCUGGAGGCGCUGGCGCUGAGGGAGAUGUUCGAGGACAGUCUCGCAGACUUCGCCCCCGCCGUGGCGGCGGGGAGGCCGGCCCUUGCGGACUACCCGAGGGCGCCCAUGUUCGGCAAGAUUGCGCCGCAGCCGUCGGCGCGGCACACGAAGGCCGCGCCCGCGCGGGAGCCCUCUCUGCCGCCGGCGGUGCCGCGGAAGCUGCGCUCGGCGAGCCGGGGGCGGGCGCCGCCUCCGUCCGACGAGCAGCGGCUGCAGAAGCGCGACCAGCUGGUGGACAGCAUCCUCAACGGCGCAGGCCCGAGCCGCAGUGCCACGCCACUGCGCUCGGCGAGGUCCCGGCCGACGACGCCGCGCGCGGCCACGCCGCGCGCGGCCACGCCGCGCGG